AUGUUGGAAUACACGGAUGGUGGGAUGAUGAAGGUUGUUGUUAUCUUGAUGAUACUUUUGUAUCAACUUUCAUCAAUUCAUGCUCAAAAAUCAUAUUCCAUUUCUUCUAUCGUUUCGAAUAUUCAAUUCUUGGAAAAAGGAUCAUCCAUGAACAUUGUUGAAGACUUUGAAUAUAAUUUUAACGGAAGUUACUCAAGGAUUGGAAGACCUAUUCCACGUGACAUUGCAACAAGUGUUGAUCCUUUAUCAAUCAAGGUAUUUAUUUCGGAUUCAACCUAUUCGAUUUCUUCCAAGUUAGAAAGUGGUUCUGAAUCCUAUUUUAUUGUUUCGACUUUGAGUCCUGCCACUCCCUCAAAUGCACUAACCAAGUUUUCAUUCAGAAUAUCAUUUUCCCUAAUUCCAAAUCUUGAAGUUUCAACAGACACUGUUUGGAGAUAUCACUAUCAGGAUAAUUCCUUUAUUUCAUCCAUUUCAACCACAAUCCUAUUUGAUUCAUCAAUCUCAUCCUAUAAUUUGACUUGUGUCAAUGGUCAAGUCUCGACAAUUGACAAUCAGUAUAAGGCCACUUUCAACAUGACAGGAUUAAAUUCUAAUUCUUAUUUCAAACCAGAAAUUAAGAUAAUUGGACUUGGUACUAGUAUGAAAUCAGAUUUUUAUUUUCAAGCUAUUGGAAUCCCAUUAAUUAUAGUAGGAGUUAUAGCAAUAAUUUUAAUAGGUGCUGUCACAAUCUAUUUCCUAAAGAAGAAUUGGGGAACUAGCUCAGUUUACAAACCAAGUGUUUCAGCACAUCCAAGAGUUGAUGUUCCAAUGUCGACAACAGCCCCAUCUACAAAGGUCGACCAACCAACAAGACAAAAAGAAACUAGUUAUUACGCUCCAUCUACUACAAGUGAACCAUAUGGAGGAUAUUCAACAACCACUGUUGAAGAAACAUACAAGUAUGAGCCACCAAGUUAUGAUUAUUCUGGAGGAUAUGGUGGUGGUGGAGACUACUCUGGUGGUGGUGGAUAUGAUUAUGGUGGUGGAGGAGGAGGAGGUGAUUAUGGAGGUACUUCAGGAUUUGCUGAUUAA
Naegleria gruberi is the source of this 1071-nucleotide messenger RNA. RefSeq lists its product as uncharacterized. The record is from RefSeq and is a predicted model, not a curated record. The transcript has 2 exons. NCBI's taxonomy places the organism in Eukaryota, Heterolobosea, Eutetramitea, Acrasida, Naegleriidae. The coding region runs from base 1 to 1071 and encodes 356 amino acids.